AUGGCUUCGAAUUUGACAACGUCAAUCCUUCCGCACACGAUCGUUCUAGACUAUGCACAGGCAGUGCUAGAGACGGAUCAAUGGCUCAGAGCUGCAAAAUCCCACAUUUCAACACACCCUUCGGCUGUGAGCCUUGCCAUCAUAUCGGGGAUAGUCAUAUAUGUCAUCUGGUCAAGUACAGCACGUUACUUGCGCCUUAGUGCGUUCCAUGGCCCACCAUGGGCGGCAUUUACACGCCUAUGGCUGUGCAAAACAAUAGCUUCCGGCGAAUCCGCAAGUCGAUUUAUAAAUGUCAACCAGCAAUAUGGUCCCGUUGCUCGAAUUGGGCCGAACCACCUCCUUACCGAUGAUCCAGAAUUUAUACGCAAGAUUCUCGCAGCCCGAUCGCAUUAUACCCGUGGACCAUGGUUUGACUCCAUUAGGAUUGACCUUGAGGUGCCGAAUAUAGUAUCUGAAAGACAUCCAGGUCGACAUAAUCACCUACGACAUCAAAUGUCUGGGGCAUACGCAGGACGGGACGUGGAGGGGCUAGAAGACAUGAUUGAUGAGCGUAUCCAGGAUUUUGUCGAUGUGAUUGAGCGGAAAUGGCUCUCUGAUGAUAAUGGGACAAAUGCAUUUGACAUUGCCAAACGGGUCCAGUUCCUGGCUGUCGAUAUGAUCACACACAUUUGCUUUGGAAAGCCAAUGGGAUUUGUGAAGACAGAUAGCGACGUGUCCAACUUUCUGAAAACAAUCGAAUCACAACUACCCAUCGUUCAACAUUUCUCGGUCAUUAUCGAAAUCAACGAUCUGUUGCACUGGUUAGUGGGACUUCCUUUCAUGAGAAGGCUCAUAGUACCUUCAUCUCAGGAUAAAAGUGGAAUUGGUAUAAUCAUGGGGAUCACUCGUAAUGAAGUCGAGAAGAGACAACAGUCCAAGAGUGAACCGAAGAAGGACAUGCUCACAUCUUUUAUGAAGCAUGGACUUUCUCCAAGUGAGGCAGAAACAGAGUUAAUUAUAUCCUUGGCAACCUUACUUGCUGUAGCGUCCAAUCCACGAGUAUAUGCCCGGCUGACCAAGGAAAUCGACGAAGCAGAAGCCAGUGGGAAGAUAUCCUCGCCGAUUCGAGACCAGGAAGCGCGUCGCUUACCAUAUCUCCAGGCCUGUAUAAAGGAAGGUCUUCGUUGUUUCCCACCUGUAGCUCAGUUGCGCGAACGCAUGGUUCCUGCUGGAGGAGAUACAUACAAUGGACAGCAUAUCCCUGAAGGCACAUUCAUCGGCUUGAAUACCUGGGGCGUUCAGCUAAAUCCAGUGUUUGGUAAUGAUCCUCGGGUGUUCCGGCCUGAACGUUGGUUAAUUCACGACGAAGCGCGCCUACAAGAGAUGUCACGAGUCCAGGAGCUCAUUUUUGGACACGGCACAACACGGUGCCUGGGUAUCCCCAUCGCCAUGAUGAACCUGAACAAAGUAUUUCCGGAAGUAUGUCCUAUAUCAAUAUCCAGGUAUAUAUAA
Molecule: messenger RNA, 1491 nt
Organism: Trichophyton verrucosum HKI 0517
Lineage: Eukaryota; Fungi; Ascomycota; Eurotiomycetes; Onygenales; Arthrodermataceae
Exons: 3
Coding region: 1-1491 (496 amino acids)
Molecular function (GO): monooxygenase activity; iron ion binding; heme binding
Source: RefSeq, a predicted model, not a curated record